Messenger RNA from Lagenorhynchus albirostris (white-beaked dolphin), 1073 nucleotides. Its product is annotated as S-adenosylmethionine decarboxylase proenzyme-like. Gene Ontology annotation, cellular component: cytosol. Gene Ontology annotation, molecular function: adenosylmethionine decarboxylase activity; putrescine binding. The record is from RefSeq and is a predicted model, not a curated record. Gene Ontology annotation, biological process: spermine biosynthetic process; spermidine biosynthetic process. Lineage: Eukaryota; Metazoa; Chordata; Mammalia; Artiodactyla; Delphinidae.
AUGGAAGAUGCACAUUUUUCUGAAGGGACCAAGAAGCUGCUGGAGGUUUGGUUCUCCAGGCAGCAACCCAAUGCAAACCAAGGAUCUGGGGAUCUUCGCACCAUCCCAAGAUCCGAGUGGGAAAUACUUUUGAAGGAUGUGCAAUUCAUAAGUGUGACAAAAACUGACAAGCAGGAAGCUUAUGUACUCAGUGAGAGUAGCAUGUUUGUCUCCAAGAAACGUUUCAUUUUGAAGACAUGUGGUACCACCCUCUUGCUGAAAGCACUGGUUCCCCUGUUGAAACUUGCUAGGGAUUACAAGGGGUUUGACUCAGUUCAAAGCUUCUUUUACUCUGGUAAGAAUUUCACGAAGCCUUUUCACCAAGGGUACCCACACCAGAAUUUCCGGGAAGAAACAGAGUUUCUUAAUGCAGUUCUCCCAAAUGGAGCAGCAUAUUGUAUGGGACGCAUGAAUUCUGAUUGUUGCUACUUGUAUACUUUGGAUUUCCCAGAGAGUCGGAUAAUCAGUCCGCCAGAUCAAACCCUGGAAAUUCUGAUGAGUGAGCUUGACCCAGCAGUUAUGGACCAGUUCUACAUGAAAGAUGGUGUUACUGCAAAGGAUGUCACUCGUGAGAGUGGAAUUCGUGACCUGAUACCAGGUUCUGUCAUUGAUGCCACACUGUUCAAUCCUUGUGGGUAUUCAAUGAAUGGAAUGAAAUCGGAUGGAACUUAUUGGACUAUUCACAUCACUCCAGAACCAGAAUUUCCUUAUGUUAGCUUUGAAACAAACUUAAGUCAGACCUCCUAUGAUGACCUGAUCGGGAAACUUAUGGAAGUCUUCAAGCCAGGAAAAUUUGUGACCACCCUAUUUGUAAAUCAGAGUUCUAAAUGUCGCACAGUGCUUUCUUCGCCCCAGAAGACGGAAGGUUUUAAACGUCUUGAUUGCCAGAGUGCUAUGUUCAAUGAUUACAAUUUUGUUUUUACCAGUUUUGCUAAGAAGCAGCAACAACAGCAGAGUUGAUUAAGAAAAAUGAAGAAAAAACGCAAAAAGAGAACACACACAGAAGAAGGUGGUGGCUGCUUUUUAGAUAUUGA